AAGCCUUUUCAGUAACAUAAACCCGCUAUAGACUUUCGCAAUGCCACAAACCAUCCAACUCAAGGCGCCAAAUGGGAAACAGUGGGAGCAACCGACAGGCCUCUUCAUUGACAAUGAGUUUGUAGAUUCUUCGUCCCCUUCGAAUACGAUAUCGUCAAUAGACCCUGCUACUGAGAAGGAGAUUGCUGUAGUCCAAGCUGCGACUGCGGAAGAUGUUGAUCGUGCAGUCCAGGCUGCGAAGAAAGCACUCCAGAAUCCAGAAUGGAAGUACAUCGAUGUUAGUGAACGCGGAAGGCUCAUAGCGAAGUUGGCAGACUUGGUCGAGGAGAACAAGGAGCUUCUUGCGACGGUCGAUGCCUGGGAUAAUGGCAAGCCAUACAAUAACGCCCUCAAUGAGGAUCUCCCUGAAGCGUUUUCCGUCCUCCGCUACUAUGCUGGCUGGGCGGAUAAGAUCUCUGGCCAAACCGUUAGUACCACACGCCAGAAGUUUGCAUAUACAAUCCGCCAGCCCAUUGGUGUUGUCGCCCAAGUCAUUCCUUGGAACUAUCCCUUGUCCAUGGCAUGCUGGAAAAUCGGCCCUGCUCUUGCUUGCGGAAAUACUGUGGUACUCAAAGCCGCCGAACAAACACCUCUGUCAAUUCUCGUCUUAGCCAGCCUCAUUAAGCAAGUUGGGUUUCCACCGGGCGUGGUGAAUAUCUUGAAUGGCCUAGGAAAGGAAGCAGGCGCGGCAUUAGUACAGCAUCCGUUGGUCGAUAAGGUUUCGUUUACCGGCUCUACAGCUACGGCUACUCAAAUCAUGAAGAUGGCUGCAGUAGGACUGAAGAAUAUUACCCUAGAGACGGGCGGUAAGUCUCCGUUGCUCGUCUUCGAUGACGCCGACAUGGAGCAGGCGGUACGAUGGUCUCAUAUUGGUAUCAUGUCGAACCAAGGUCAGAUCUGCACUGCUACGUCAAGGAUUCUAGUCCAGGAGUCAAUCUACGAAACCUUCCUCGCUCAGUUCCGGCAGCAGGUCAAAGAGGUAUCCGUCAUUGGCGACCAGUGGAGCGAGUCUACCUUCCAGGGCCCUCAAGUGACCAAGCAGCAGUACGAACGGGUGCUCUCGUACGUCGACAUUGGCAAGUCCGAAGGCGCGGAGCUACUCGAGGGCGGUGAAGCCUGCAGCGGUGAAGGCUACUUCGUCAAGCCCACCAUCUUCACCAAGGUGUCGCCCAAUAUGCGCAUCUACCGCGAAGAAAUAUUCGGACCUAUUGUCGUUAUUGCAACGUUCAAGGACGAAGAGCAAGCCAUUGCCAUGGCCAAUGACUCGACAUAUGGUCUCGGCAGCGCCAUCUUUACCCGGGACCUCGAGCGUGCGCAUAGAGUGGCAGCCGAGAUUGAAGCCGGCACCGUGUGGGUGAAUAGCAGUCAGGAUGUUGACUUCAGAGUCCCCUUUGGCGGCGUCAAGCACAGCGGUAUUGGGCGCGAGCUCGGCGAGGCUGGACUCGAUGCUUACUCCCAGGUCAAAGCCGUGCAUAUUAAUAUGGGUACUAAGCUCUAAGGGUUUCUUGAAUCGAUGCAGUGUGAUUCGGAGUCAAUGGGAUGGAGGUGUGAAAUGGUGUGCAUAUGAUCUAUGAUGUGUGGGCUUGAUAACGCAUUGUUGCGAGCGAUGUUGGAACAAGGUACCAUGCAGAUUGAUGUCAUGUCUUAGAUGCAGUCCUUGGCUCAAUGUUAGUGGUCAUCUUUUCUAUUUUUUAUUUUUUUGCCACUUUAUUAAAUCCCGUCUGACAGUGAUCUCUCACACCUUGGAGACUUUUCCUUUUUCAGCACUACACUCCGUGUAAGAACGUGCUCAUUUCGUACUUUUAGUUCGUCUCUCUUCUGUCUCUAUUCUUGGCCACAUAAAGUCAUAAUCAGUUCAUCGCUGACGCCGGCGAUAUGCGGGU
Messenger RNA from Bipolaris sorokiniana ND90Pr, 1922 nucleotides. RefSeq lists its product as uncharacterized. The coding region runs from base 41 to 1537 and encodes 498 amino acids. The record is from RefSeq and is a predicted model, not a curated record. Lineage: Eukaryota; Fungi; Ascomycota; Dothideomycetes; Pleosporales; Pleosporaceae. The transcript has 2 exons. Gene Ontology annotation, molecular function: oxidoreductase activity, acting on the aldehyde or oxo group of donors, NAD or NADP as acceptor.